GAAGGAGUUACAAGAGCUGCAGAAUCUUUACAGACAAAACAUUGAACAUACAACACAGCAGGCUGAGCUGAUAAAGCAGCUUCAGGCUCUCAAUACUGAUACACAAAAAGUACUGAAAGACCAAGAAGAUGCUCACACAGCUGAAACAACAUCAUAUCAAAAACUUUAUAACGAAUUGACUUUAUGUUUUGAAACUGUUAAAACAAGUGAAAUUCAACUGCAGCAAAGCUGUGCCUCUCUUCAGGAUCAGUUGCUUGGAAAAGAUCAAAAGAUUUGUCAGUUACAAGAGGAACUUCAGCAGGCUUAUGAUGCUUUAAAUGCAGUACAUCGGAAUUCUCCAAAUUCUGAAGUACAGACAUUUCAUGCAUCAUGGCUUUCUGUAGCAUAUGGCACUGGAUUCCUGGAGUUUGAUGGGAAAAAACUUUGGGGUAUGGGUCAUCGGCCAGUCGGUUGCCGUAGGUCAAACCUGCUGUUUCCUAGUUCAGAUAUUCUGGUAUUACAACAGCCUUCUUUAAGUGAGCUAGAGUGUCUUAUUACAACGCAAAAAUCCGAAAUCAAGCUUUUACAGGAAAAAUUGAAAAAAGCAAAUCUUCACCUAGCAGAGCAUAAUUUGUAUGCUACGGAUAUUCUGGAAAGCAGCAAUAUAGGAACUGGAAGAAAGCAUGAGCCUAUGGGGAGGACCACCAAGGAGCAGAUGUCCAUAUCACAGCAUGUGGAGGAGCCUGCACCAGGGCAGAUGGAUAUUCUCAUGGAAACUGCAGCAGGUGGAGAGGAAUCCACGCUGGAACAGGUUCUUCUGACCGGAACUGUGGCCCAUGGAGGACUCACUCUGGAGCAGGAGUAUCCUGAAGGACUCCAGCCUGUCAAAAUGUCCCAUGCUGGAGCAGGGAGAAAGUGUGAGGAGGAAAGAGUGGCCGAGAGGAGCUGUUAUGGACUGACUGAACCACCUGUGAAACGUUCAAGGUCUCUGUCCCCAAAGAGCUCUUUUAGAGAGUCAGAGGAGCUAAGGAAGCUUAAAAUAGCUGAAAGGAAGAUUGAAAACUUAGAGAAGACACUACAGCUAAAGACUCGAGAAACUGAUGAGCUAAGAGCAGCCCAUGAAAAACACAAAGAGAGGCUGCAGAUGUUACAGACCAACUACAGAGCACUAAAAGAGCAAUUAAAGCAGUGGGAAGAGGGCGAUAGCAGGAUUGAAAGUAGCAAAAGCAGAUGCCAGCAUGCAGACAUGCUUUGUCAAGAGGAUUCAGAUGCUGUGUGGAAUGAACUGGCUUUUUUCAAAAGGGAACACAAAAAGCUGUUGAUCGAAAAGUGA
Messenger RNA from Tauraco erythrolophus (red-crested turaco), 1312 nucleotides. The record is from RefSeq and is a predicted model, not a curated record. Lineage: Eukaryota; Metazoa; Chordata; Aves; Musophagiformes; Musophagidae.